This is a messenger RNA of Synchytrium microbalum, 660 nucleotides long. RefSeq lists its product as uncharacterized. Gene Ontology annotation, cellular component: cytoplasm; exon-exon junction complex. The record is from RefSeq and is a predicted model, not a curated record. Bases 1 to 660 code for a protein of 219 amino acids. Gene Ontology annotation, molecular function: RNA binding. Gene Ontology annotation, biological process: exon-exon junction complex disassembly. The transcript has a single exon. NCBI's taxonomy places the organism in Eukaryota, Fungi, Chytridiomycota, Chytridiomycetes, Synchytriales, Synchytriaceae.
AUGAGCAAAGCGUCCGGCAUAAUCGAGCUUCCAACACCAGAUGGUCAGCGGGUUAUUCCUGCCAGUAGACGCGCAGAUGGAUCAGUCCGCAAAGAGCUACGUGUUCGAGCUGGUUAUACCCCGCAAGAGGAUGUCGGUCGCUUCACCACGUCAAAAAUCGAGUCAUCCAAAGCACCAGCAGGAUACAUUCCCGGCCGAGGAAUAGUAGAAGCCAAUGCCAAGGCUGAGAAAUCUGUCGGACAACAUGUAUACCAGUAUGAUGAUGGUGGUAGUGAUGAAGUGAAAUCAAAGUCUGCCAAAAAGAAUGAAAAGAGGAGGGCUGCUAAGGCUAUGAAUGGGAUUACUGCGAGUGUGGGAUCUAAUGAUGGGGAUCAUGAUGAUGUGGCGUCAAAGGGGGCAGCUGUAGCUUCAGUGUCGAGUAGUAAACCAACAACCACAACAACAGCAACACCUGGAACCGCGUCAGCACCUACUUCAGCAGCAGAUACAGAAAAGAAGAUUAAAGCUCUGAAAAAGAAACUUAGACAGGCUGAACAGUUGCGUGAUAAAGGGGAUCUUGAUGCUCUGUCGCCUGAAGAACGUGAUAAAGUCGGCAAGAUAAAGAGUAUGGAAGAUGAGAUUGGGGAGUUAGAGAGUAUGGUGAAGCAGCUUGGGAUAUAA